CGGUCCUAAAGAUAGGAGACCUUUUCAGGUUCGCUUUCAUAAGAUAACAAAUUAGUUCGUGACUAUAUAUGGAACAGGGAAGAAUCAUGUAUAAAAUAUGUUCAAUAUUCUUUAUUGCAGGUUUUAUUUCUUGCGUCCAUGCGUCUGUUUCUAAUGGCGAACUGUCUGAUUUUAUGGCAACGAUUUGGAAUGGGGACACUAAUGCAGCAACUAACGUCAGGGUCAACCUCCAGGGUCAUACUUACACCGGCUCGACGUCGGACAAGGCUUCAAGCAGUUUAUUUAGCUACGUGAACGACUAUUAUUACUUUAGUCGUCCAACAUAUGCUGCAUUGAUUCGGCUCCUUGACAACUAUAAUCACGUGGUGGGUGGGGCAGAGCAUUCUAACAGCGAAGAGGUGCAUGAAAUUGCAACAUUUUUGGACGCCAUUUCGAAAACAACAGUCAUGCAGAAAACUUUGCAAUUUCUGCACCAACACGGUUAUGUUGGAACAACAUGGAGCUCACUCGAAACCCAAUUACGUCACAUUUGGUUUGACACCUAUCCUCGCCAUGGCCACGUGUUUGAUAGUUCCGGUUUUGAGCACGUGUUCGUGGGAGAGACCGACUCAACGGAAGUUGUAGGAUUUCAUAACUGGAUCCAGUUCCAUUUACAAGAGGAAAAGGGAAAUCUCGACUACAUGGGAUAUAUCUUCUCUAAGCAGCCAAAUAUUUUGGGCACACAUUUCAGAUGGUUGUCAAAAACAAAAUCGUUGGGUUCUUUUAUGUAUGGCACCAGUCCAGAGUUUGAUAUUGCAAUGUUCACAGUCUGCUUUUUCGCGCGGAGGAAUCAGAAAUGCAAUUUUUCCGUUAAUGGACACAAUAUUCAAGUUCAGACUUAUGACAUCAACCAUGGCGGAGGAAUUCACCUAGGGACUGCUUAUCUUUGAUUGACCAAUCAAAUUGUUUGUUAUUAAAGUUAAUA
Molecule: messenger RNA, 964 nt
Organism: Ruditapes philippinarum (Manila clam)
Lineage: Eukaryota; Metazoa; Mollusca; Bivalvia; Venerida; Veneridae
Product: uridylate-specific endoribonuclease D-like
Exons: 5
Coding region: 69-929 (286 amino acids)
Molecular function (GO): RNA endonuclease activity
Source: RefSeq, a predicted model, not a curated record